Salvia miltiorrhiza (redroot sage) is the source of this 2626-nucleotide messenger RNA. RefSeq names its product exocyst complex component SEC6. Gene Ontology annotation, cellular component: exocyst. The transcript is spliced from 25 exons. Bases 139 to 2379 code for a protein of 746 amino acids. NCBI's taxonomy places the organism in Eukaryota, Viridiplantae, Streptophyta, Magnoliopsida, Lamiales, Lamiaceae. Gene Ontology annotation, biological process: exocytosis; exocyst localization. Gene Ontology annotation, molecular function: SNARE binding. The record is from RefSeq and is a predicted model, not a curated record.
UUCUCAACCCGAUCCGGUAAAGACCAUUAUUGACUAUUCCAUCAUUUUUAGAAAAUUUCCAACUGAAAAAAAGAAGAAUUUUAGUACAGAGCUCCGAUUAAUCGGAGGGAUCUGAGCUCGGCGGAGCGGUGGGGGAAGAUGAUGGCGGAGGAUCUAGGUGUGGAGGCGAAGGAGGCUGCGGUGCGGGAGGUGGCGAAGUUGCUGUCGCUGCCGGAGCAUUUGCUGUCCAUCGCUUCGAUCAAAGCUGAUUACAUUUCCCGUCAACAGGCAAAUGAUGCUCAACUCAGUACUAUGGUUAUCGAACAGGUUGAGCAGGCACAAGAAGGUCUUGAGUCACUGUCCUUGUCUGAAACAACAAUAAGUCUUCUCAGAGAAAAUUUUGUUGAGAUUGAAAAGUUAUGUCAAGAAUGCCAAACAUUGAUUGACAAUCAUGACCAAAUAAAGCUCCUCAGUAAUGCAAGGAAUAACCUAAACACAACUCUGAAGGAUGUGGAGGGUAUGAUGUCAAUCUCUGUUGAGGCUUCUGAGGCACAUGAUUCUUUAAGUGAUGACAAAGAACUUAUCAAUACCUAUGAGAGGUUAACUGCAUUGGAUGGAAAACGAAGGUUUGCAUUAGCUGCUGCAUCAUCUCAUGAAGAAGAGAUUGGUCGGCUGAGGGAAUACUUUGAAGAUAUAGAUCGUACAUGGGAGACAUUUGAGAAGACUUUGUGGGGUCAUAUUUGCAACUUCUUUCAACUUGCUAAAGACAGCCCACAAACACUUGUUCGUGCACUGAGGGUUGUCGAAAUGCAAGAAACCCUGGAUCAACAACUAGCUACAGAAGCAGCUGAGGCAGAAGGAGAUGGUGCCUUGGAAUCGAUAGCUAAUCCUCGCAGAAUUGCCAAGAAUCUUGCGCAGAAGAAGUUGAAAAUUCAAGGCAAAGGCUACAAGGAUAAAUGUUAUGAGGAAAUAAGAAAGUCUGUUGAAUCGCGUUUUAGCCGAUUGCUCUCUGAGUUUGAAAUUCAGGACCUAAAAGGAGCUUUGGAGGAGGCUAAAAAGAUUGGUGAAGAGCUUGGAGAUAUAUAUGACUAUGUUGCUCCAUGCUUUCCCCCAAGAUAUGAAAUAUUCCAGCUAAUGGUGAACCUAUACACAGAGCGGUUUAUUCACUGGCUACGACUACUGAGUGAUAGAGCUAAUGAUCUGUCAACUAUGGAUAUUUUAAAGGUAACUGGAUGGGUAGUUGAGUACCAAGACAAUCUAAUUGGACUUGGUGUUGACGAUUCUCUUGCUCAAGUUUGUUCUGAAAGUGGUGCAAUGGAUCCCCUUAUGAAUGCUUAUGUUGAACGAAUGCAAGCCACAACAAGGAAAUGGUACUUGAAUAUACUUGAUGCUGAUAAGGUCCAGCCACCAAAGAAAACAGACGAUGGGAAGCUUUACACCCCAGCUGCUGUUGAUUUCUUUCGCAUUCUUGGAGAGCAAGUACAAAUUGUACGAGAUAAUAGCACGGAUGUCAUGUUAUAUAGAAUUGCUUUGGCCAUCAUUCAGGUUAUGAUUGAUUUUCAAGGAGCUGAAAGGCAAAGAUUGGAAGAACCUGCUUCUGAAAUUGGUUUAGAAGCUUUAUGCGCAAUGAUUAAUAACAACCUUCGCUGCUACGAUCUUGCCAUGGAUCUGAGCUCAAGCACCCUUGAAGCUCUUCCUCAAAAUUAUGCAGAGCAGGUUAAUUUUGAGGACACUUGCAAAGGCUUCCUGGAGGUCGCAAAAGAAGCUGUACAUGAAACUGUCAGUGUCAUUUUUGAAGAUCCAGGAGUUCAGGAGUUGCUUAUAAAGCUGUAUCAGAAAGAUUGGCUGGAAGGACAGGUAACCGAGUACCUAGUUGCAACAUUUGGCGAUUACUUUACAGAUGUCAAAAUGUACAUUGAAGAAAGAUCAUUUAGGCGAUUUGUUGAGGCCUGUGUGGAGGAAACUAUUGUUGUCUACGUCGACCAUAUGCUUGUACAGAAAAAUUACAUUAAAGAAGAAACAAUUGAAAGGAUGAAACUAGAUGAAGAAGUUCUUAUGGACUUUUUCCGGGAGUAUAUUAGCAUUUCCAAAGUUGAAAAUAGAGUAAGGGUACUGGUUGACUUGAGAGAACUUGCUUCAGCAGAGAGCCCAGAUUCUUUCACACUCGUGUACACAAAUAUUCUUGAACAUCAACCUGACUGUCCUCCAGAAGUGGUUGACAAGUUGGUGAGCUUACGAGAAGGCAUACCAAGGAAAGAUGCGAAAGAGGUUGUUCAGGAGUGCAGGGAAAUCUACGAGAACUCUCUUGUUGAUGGCAAUCCUCCAAAGGCAGGUUUUGUCUUCCCUAAGCUGAAGGCCCUGUCAGCUUCAAGAGGUCGGCUAUGGCGAAAGCUCACCUAGUUCAGUUGUCAGUUUUUCUCUGUCACGAGAAGCAAUUCUUACCUUCUUUCAACCUUACCUGUUUGUAUUAUAUAUAUUGUAUAUUUUUUUUAGCAAUGCAUGUAGUAACAGAUAUGGGAUUUGAUGGAAUGAUUCGUCAAUUUCUUUAUACGACAAAUGCCUUUUGAAAAUUUGUGAUGUAUUUGGCCAUGUACCGUAUUUUGCAAGAGGGAAUCUAUGGAAGAACGUAAAUAAACUUUUUCUGUAA